UCUCUGUUUUGACGAAAUUUUUUGUAGUAUAUAUACAAAGUCACUUUUCCAUUUUCGAAUAUUUUAUGUAUUUUUGAUUAUGUGAAUUAAGGGCAGAUACACAACCUUUUUCAGUAGACAUUCUUGGUAUUUGGAUAUCUUUUUAUGUUCCUGAUUCAUCUCUUUUUCCAGUCUCACGUUCUUCAUUUCUAUCUCAUUUCUAUUAUUUUUGCACUUCAUCCACAAAAAUAACCUUGCUUCUUUCCCUUCUGAAAGUUUCUUCUACUUCUAGAAUCCUGUUUCUGAUGUUGGAUAUUAAAGGCUCCCCCAAGGCUGUGUGAAAUGGAAGGAUCACAGAGGGACUGAUGGAAACCUGGAGUCUAGAUCUGUCUAUGAAAGUACCGAAAUCCCACCUUAUGUGAUGAAGUGUCCAAGCAAUGGUUUGUGCAGCAGACUUCCUGCGGACUGUGUAGACUGCGCAACAAAUUUCUCCUGUGUCUAUGGGAAGCCUGUCACUUUUGACUGUACAGUGAAACCGUCUGUUACCUGUGUUGAUCAAGACUUCAAAUCCCAGAGGAACUUCAUCAUUAACAUGACUUGCAGAUUUUGCUGGCAGCUUCCUGAAACAGAUUAUGAGUGUUCCAAUUCCACCAGCUGCAUGACGGUUUCCUGUCCUCGGCAGCGUUAUCUUGCCAACUGCACAGUGUGGGACCACAUCCAUUGCUUGGGUAAUCGUACAUUCCCCAAAAUGCUAUAUUGCAACUGGACUGGAGGCUACAAGUGGUCUACUGCUCUGGCUCUAAGCAUCACCCUCGGUGGGUUCGGAGCAGACCGUUUCUACCUGGGCCAGUGGCGAGAAGGUCUCGGCAAGCUCUUCAGUUUUGGUGGCCUGGGAAUAUGGACACUAAUAGACGUCCUGCUAAUUGGAGUUGGCUACGUUGGACCAGCAGAUGGCUCUUUGUACAUUUAGCUGUGGUAUGUGCUUCAGAAAGGAGCAGUGCUUAGUCCUUUUGCCUAUAGGAAUUGGUGUAGUGUGAGUGAUGUAUUUGUAUGUUUUUAAUGUACAGCAUCUGUACUUUGCUUGCCUUGAUGAAGGUAAAAUAAAGAAAUGAAACACUGAACUAUGCUAAUCUGGAAUUUGUUUUCUCUGCCUGAA
Messenger RNA from Microcebus murinus (gray mouse lemur), 1135 nucleotides. The record is from RefSeq and is a predicted model, not a curated record. Lineage: Eukaryota; Metazoa; Chordata; Mammalia; Primates; Cheirogaleidae.